AUGGCUCAGUUGAAAGUCAACAAAAAUGUGGAACACCAAAAAGUGUUUGGUUCAGAGUGCCAGAAGCACGUGUACCUUGUAAUAGACACACUAGGCACCCCUCGGUUACCUCAGUCAAGGGUAAGGAGUCCAAGAGAUUGCAUUCAUCUUCAUUCUUCUCCGGGAUAUUUAGUUGUAUUUCACACCACCAUGGACAGGUGUGGUAGACCUGGGGAGAGCAGCAGUGAAGAAGACCUGGAGCUGUACCUGACCAAGUUGUGUUCUGACGUGACACUUUACAGCCCUAAAGAAGGUUUCUUCAAUCAUUACAUGGAGCAAAUUGAUGCUCAAGUCUCGCAAGAUUUCCUCGACAAGUUUGGUCAACUCAAGAGUGAUGAAGAUCGUCUCCUUAAAACAUGGGGCGUCAAGCCUAUCCACACACUGAAGGUUCAGAGCUUCUACAGGCAGAAGAGUAGAGAAGUGUCAGAGUGCCGCAGAGAGGAGGGUAACAAGGCCUUCCAGGAGAAGAAGAAUGGACAGGCACUGGUGUUGUACUCCCAGGCCGUCGUCAGAGCUCCUCAUGACGAGGGGAAGAGCUUGGCCCUGGCCCUGGCCAACAGAUCUGCCGUACUCUACCACAUGGACGAGUACCAUCUCUGCCUCACAGACAUCGACCUAGCCAUUCAAGCAGGCUACCCACCCAACCUCAUGUACAAGGUGCUGGACCGCAGGGGACAGUGUCAGCUGCAGCUGGGUCAGUAUAACAGUGCUCUCCUUGCCUUCACUGCUGCUGCUCAUGCCCUCGCCACUUCAGGUCUCGACAAGAAGAAGCUGGAGUCAUGGAAGAAAGAUCUUAGCAUCAAAAUACACAGCUGCCAAGGCAAGACUGAUGCAGGGGACCCAGCACCCAGCAAGACCACCAGUGCUAUACUGUUCCAAGGUAGCAGUAAGGUGCUUCCCAACGCUUCCUCUGCUCUCACUCUCAACACUUCUAAAGAUGAAGGCCGGUACCUGGUAGCAAGGGGUCCAAUACCUGCUGGUCAGGUGCUGAUAGCUGAACGACCCUACUCUGCAGUGCUUAUGGACGACAAGUGUGGUUCACACUGCAUUCACUGCUACCACAGGCUGGUGGCACCAGUACCAUGCCCUUGGUGCUCCGGGGUAGCCUUCUGCAGCCCCAGGUGCCGGGACCUGGCCCUGGCUACCUACCACCGUUGGGAAUGCAAAUUUCUCGACCUCCUGAAGGGGUCUGGGGUCUCUCUUAACUGCUACCUCGCUCUCAGGGUCAUUACACAACACGGUCUUCCAUACUUCAAGAAGGUUGGUUCCUCUAUGAUCCCUACGUUCUUAAUGCUUUCUCAUGACUAUCACAAUUUUAAUAGGUGGGUGUGUCUCCCACUCUGGCAGCUGAGUGGGAUGGCCUUCGCGAGUGGGAAGAUCAACUUCAAGAAAACCAAAAGCGUUUUUCUAGGUCUGGCUGUCUACCCCACCAUCUCUUAUUGCAACCACUCCUGCUUCCCCGCCGUCACUAGAUACUUCGAGGGAGACAAGAUGGUGAUUGUGAGUCUUCGACCAUUGCAAGCUGGGGACGUGGUAGCUGAGAACUAUGGUCCCAUCUUCACUCAUCACCCUCGUCAGGAGAGACAAAGGAAGCUCCUCUCUCGCUACUGGUUCAGGUGUAACUGCGAGGCAUGCCGCGGGGACUGGCCUGUGUAUAACAACAUGGUUAACAAGAGGGUCAUCCAGUGCCACACCUGCAAGUCUCCAUUGCCCCAGCCGGCACACAACCAGUCCCACGUCACCUGCAAGGAGUGCGGAAACUCCACCAAUAUUGUCCAGGCAGACAAGACUCUCCACCAGGCUAACAAAUUGUACGUGGCUGCUUGUCAACACAUGGACGAGGGUCAUCGAGAGGAGGCCAUCUCUUCCUUCACCAGCUUCGUGGACAUCGUCAGUGGCCUGGUGGUGCCGCCCUUCAGGGAACUGCACCUCUCCAUGCAGGCCCUCAGACUCUUGAUAGCUUCCAGAGGCACCAUCCACACCCCAGGAAUCCCUGCACCCGAUGCCUCUAGUACCAAGCAGUAGCAGCAGCACGAUUGCAUAUAAAUCACAGAACGGGUCAAGUCAAAACCAAAGAUUUAGUUCCAAAUUAUACAAUGUUUGUACGGAGAUGGGUGACAUCAGGGGCGGAUCUACUAUGAAACUAAUGAAACUUAAGCUUCAGGGCCUCUAAUCCCAGAGGGGCCCCAGAAGCCACUGUAGUCCACAUUGCUUAAAAUUUUUGGGUCUACUGUAUGAGAAGGGGGCCCCAUAACAGUUCACUCUUCAGGGCCCCAAAAAUGUAGGUCCGCCACUGAGUGACAUUUGGUUGUGCAUGCAGAAAGCCCAUGGUUAUGCAGAGCCAAAUCCUUUGUGGUUUAGCGCUUCUUUUUAAUUAUAAUAAUAAUAAUAAUAAUUUGCAGAGCCAAGUGAUGGUGGUUUGAACCUAUGGCAAAUCUCAUCGACCACGGGUUCAAUCCCUACCCGUUCUGUGGUCAGUAGUAGUAGUAUCUAUGGAGCGCCAUCCACACCACAGCUUUCAUAAAAGAGAACACACAAUGACAUUUAUCAAUGCAAAACUAUUACUUUGGGCAGUUAAAAUUACUAACAAUGCAACAAGGCCCAAUUAACCCCUCUGCUUCAUUGCCACACCAAUAUGUUUCUCCUCCUUCCUACCAAAUUCACUUCCUUCACUUCGGGUUUUAUGGAAGAAAAAGCAUGAUGCCUCCAGUUACCUGGAUGAAGAGCCCUUCACCAGCACGAAGGGUCAAUAUUGCAUAACAUUUAGAACAGUUGUGUGCCUUAAAGAUCAUUAUGAAAUAAUUGUAUGCUAUGUACGUGACACCUAAAUAAAGACUUACUUGAUUA
Messenger RNA from Cherax quadricarinatus, 2886 nucleotides. Lineage: Eukaryota; Metazoa; Arthropoda; Malacostraca; Decapoda; Parastacidae. The record is from RefSeq and is a predicted model, not a curated record.